Molecule: messenger RNA, 4115 nt
Organism: Peromyscus maniculatus bairdii (prairie deer mouse)
Lineage: Eukaryota; Metazoa; Chordata; Mammalia; Rodentia; Cricetidae
Source: RefSeq, a predicted model, not a curated record
UGGGGUUAAUCUUGGGGGGAAAUCUGGUCGCUUUACCUGUGAGCCAGGCAGGUGGACUUGCCUUAGCUUUCUUGGAGACCUCAAAAUCUCCCCUUUAGCUCACUUUGCAAAAGCAAGGGCUUGACUGAAUGCCCAGGGGUCAAAGGCUACCUCUUCAAUGCCCCCCUUCCUACUUUUAGUGGUCUGGGGGUUCCUUUUUUCUUUGGGAAGAAAGGUGUCUGCUUUGCACUUGGAGAGUCAGGGGUGUGCUGUGCUUGUCACAUGGCUAGGAACACGCAGGAUUGUUUUCCUGGGGGCUGAAUGCGACCCAGCCUGCGACCCCAAACAUGGAUUCUGCGAGGAUGACAAUGUCUGCAGGUGCGAGAUGGGCUGGGAGGGCCCCCUGUGUGACAAGUGCGUCACCGCCCCUGGCUGCGUCAACGGACUCUGUGACGAACCAUGGCAGUGUUUCUGCAAGGAUGGCUGGGAAGGGAAAUUCUGCAACAUAGACAUGCGGGCUUGCACCUCAACCCCCUGUGCCAACAAUGGAACCUGCGUGGACCUCGAGAAGGGCCAGUACGAAUGCUCCUGCGCCCCUGGCUUCUCUGGAAAGGACUGCCAGAACAAGGAUGGGCCCUGCGUGAUCAAUGGCUCUCCCUGCCAGAACGGAGGGGCCUGUGUGGAUGAUGAGGGCCAGGCCUCUCAUGCUUCCUGCCUGUGCCCCCCUGGCUUCUCGGGUAACUUCUGCGAGAUCGUUAACAACAGCUGCACCCCUAACCCAUGCGAGAACGAUGGCGUCUGCACCGAAAUCGGGGGCGACUUCCGUUGCCGCUGCCCAGCUGGAUUCGUCGACAAGACCUGCAGCCGCCCGGUGAGCAACUGCGCCAGUGGCCCGUGCCAGAACGGGGGCACCUGCCUCCAGCACACCCAGGUGAGCUACGAGUGUCUGUGCAAGCCCCGGUUCAUGGGUCCCACGUGCGCGAAGAAGCGCGGGGCCAGCCCUGUGCAGGUCACCCACCUGCCUAGCAGCUACGGGCUCACCUACCGCGUAACCCCCGGGGUGCACGAGCUGCCAGUUCAGCAGCCCGAGCACCACAUCCUGAAGGUGUCCAUGAAAGAGCUCAACAAGAGUACCCCUCUCCUCACCGAGGGACAGGCCAUCUGCUUCACCAUCCUGGGUGUGCUCACCAGCCUGGUGGUGCUGGGCACCGUGGUCAUCGUCUUCCUCAACAAGUGCGAGACCUGGGUGUCCAACCUGCGCUACAGUCACAUGCUGCGCAAGAAGAAGAACCUGCUGCUGCAGUACAACAGCGGAGAGGAGCUGGCGGUCAACAUCAUCUUACCCGAGAAGAUCGACAUGACCACCUUCGACAAGGAGGCUGGAGACGAGGAGAUCUAAGCAACGUCCCCCUAGGUCCCUCCAUAGUAUCGGGGUUCCGCAGCGCUUGCUAUAUGCGGUCUGUGCUUCUCUUUGUGGCAGAGCUUGCUCUCUUUGGUGUGAAAUCUAGUGAGCGCUAUGCUUACAUGUGUUGUCUUUGCAUUGCUGUGUGACGUGCUGCCAUGCUAUCUAAGAACCCCGUUCCUCCCCUCUCAAUGCAUGCUAAUGAAUAAUAAUAAUAAGAAUUUCAUCUCUAAAUGAGUUAAAGAAAUAAGUAUGUUAUUCUAAACUCUUAACUAUCAAAUAUAUCACAUAUAAAAUCAAAAAAGACCAAAAAAAAACAUGGUAACAGAACCAGGACUUGGUGCUGAGGUCCCUCUCCUGGGGGGCUUUCGGCCACCAGGUCCUCGUGCAACCACAUACGAAUGCUGUGCUUGACCACUCACUGUGAAAAGGGCUAAACUCUUUCGUUCGUUAAUUCUCACACACCACUUCGACUCGCACUCACAUCCAGUCUCACACCGCAACCCUUAGAUCUUUCCAAUUGAUUUGUGACUUUGCAGUGUGUAGUGGCUGUGUGUCAGGCAAAGAGAGCCCCCAGGUUGGCUGCUGGCAGACAGGUCAGGACCCAGUCCCAGCCCUGCCGCUCACUCGCUGUGUGACCCUUGGCGAGACCUCCAUUCCCAACCCUGGGCCACCUCCCCACCCCUCUCUUGAGGGAGGGGUGGAAAUAUCCAAACCACCAAGGUCCUCUCUAGCCCCCAAAUUCAGAAUUAGGAACGAGGGAUAUAUACCAAAACACUUCCUGACUCCAAGAAUAGGAUCUGAUGGAGACUUGGUCUCAUCCUGGGAUCCGAAAGGUUUUGGCCUAUCCUGGCUGUACACUUGAUAUUGAAGUCGAUCCCAACAGCGUUUCUCAAAGUGGGGAGCCUCCUGGCUCCUGUCCAGUUUGGGAAAAAUUGGCCCCUUGAGGGCAAAAUGUGCCAUUUGGAGUUGUCUCUUGAGCAACCCACUCCUCACCCCAGCUCAGCCCUGCCCCAGCCCCAUGCCCCCCAGACUCCACCCCACACUUGCCCCUGUAGAGUAGAGAUGAUAUGCUUUCAGACGUAAGUGUACCUUGAACCACAAGUGCCCCCUGGCAAAGUCUGAGUGAGCAACACAGCCCUCUCCAAGGUUUUCACAGGCUUUAUUGGAAAUUGCUGCUUGUGGGGCUUUUUUCUUGUCCUAUGGCAAAAGUGUGAUAGCCCCUGUCCACAGCCAUAGAUGUACCUUUGUGUUGCUGAGUCUAUGACCCUCAGAUCCCAAAAGACCUAGCCAGCUUCUAAAUUUAAUUUUUUUAAAGAGCAUCUAUCUUUUUUUUUGCAAAAUAAAAAAACAAAAAACAACAACAAAAAAAAGUAGAAAGAAAUGGGAUAGAGUCCUGUGUAGCUUCUCAGCUCUGGUUGGAGUCUGGUUGCUACACAGCCCUUGGGUCCCAGCUAGGAAUCCUUUGCUUCUUAGGUUACCUGGAUAGGAGUCUAUGCUCUUAGCUUUAAAUGUGAGCCGUGUUCACCCUGCUCUGAGUACUUGCUUGCAAGUCAUUGUCACCAUUAUCCACUGUCAUUCAAAUCAUGAUCACAGCACACACUCACAACUUCAUGGUCAUCACUCAUUGGUCAUGUGCGCCACCGUUGUCACACAUUAUCGACCUUAUCACCCCUCCAACCUCUACCCUGGGAUCAUUUCGUUCACAGCCCUGACUCAAAGAAUCUCUUCCCACCCAUUGGUCAUGGAUCAUCAUCAGCUUAUGUUUAUCUCAGUCACACUCUGAGACUCCUCCCCAUUUUGCCCCACCCUCAUCCUGAUGAGAGUGUCUCAGCCCCCCAAAUCACCACCUCCUCCAUCAAGUCAUCAUCCCAUCUCAUUUUAAGUUAAUUUUAAGAACUAAAAAUUUAAAAAAGAUUAAAAAAAAAAAAAGUAACAACAAUUAUCGACAAUUGCCAGGCUGGUGUCUCGUAUGCCUCUGGCCUCUUUCGCCUGGAGACCUUGACAGAGUCUGCUAACGAUUCUGUUCCUCAAUUUCUCCAAUGUGAGAGUCUACAAUUGGACAAAAAAAAAAAAAAGGGUUAUUUCUCCAUUCCACAUUUUCUUUUCGUUCUCCAUGUUGUGGAGAGCAGCCAUGUCUCCUAUGACAAAGGGGGCCCGGCUGUUCUCCCAGCAGGCCCUUAUCCAUCCAAAAGAUUCAUCAUCCACCAUUCAUCCAGUCAGGGAGUGUUUCCAAGCACCUGCAGAGUGUAAGGCGGUGUUCUUGGAGCUGUGGGAUAUGCGGGCUGAGGGGCACAUUCUGGGAGGGGAGCAGAGAUAUAGGUGUCCCCAAGAAGCCAGGAAGAAAAACACCACCACCGUGGGAGAGUCCUGAGCAGAUGCCUCCCUCAGAGUGCUACCAUCUCAUCUUCCCACGUGACAGAAGAUCAAGAAAGCCAGAAUUCCACGGCAUCCACCUUCCACAGAAGAGGAACACAACGUUUGCAGUCUCAUCUUGGUCUUCAUGUAUGCAGAUCUCUGGCUGCCCAUACACAUCUCAUGUGUUUGGUGUAGUACAGUUUUCUCAUCGGUGGAGUAGCUGGAAGAGAGCUGUCUGGGACAUGAUUCUGUAAUCACAAUGUUAAUGAAAUGUCCAUCAUGGCACUCUCUCAAGUCUCCCCCAUUUUUUGCAGGCAAGUCCAGACACAAUGCAAAAACAAUCGUUUCCUUGGUAAAUAAAGGAACAAGGGCUAUA